AUGUCGGGAGAAGACGUUAUCGACUGCCUAGUUGCCGAACUUGACAAAGACAAGUCUGGAACAGUCAGCGCCAAGGAACUAAUGGAAGGUCUAGGUGAUCUUGGAGUUGAUGUGGAUACUGUGAAGGCAUUCAUUAAGGAUCACGAUAAAAACGGUGACGGCCAACUGGAUGCCAAUGAAAUAAAACAAUUCUUUAAAAAUCUGCUUUAA
Messenger RNA from Rodentolepis nana, 210 nucleotides. The record is from the annotation of a GenBank genome assembly. NCBI's taxonomy places the organism in Eukaryota, Metazoa, Platyhelminthes, Cestoda, Cyclophyllidea, Hymenolepididae.